Messenger RNA from Penaeus monodon (black tiger shrimp), 459 nucleotides. Its product is annotated as gastrula zinc finger protein xFG20-1-like. The record is from RefSeq and is a predicted model, not a curated record. NCBI's taxonomy places the organism in Eukaryota, Metazoa, Arthropoda, Malacostraca, Decapoda, Penaeidae. Bases 1 to 459 code for a protein of 152 amino acids. The transcript is spliced from 2 exons. Gene Ontology annotation, biological process: regulation of transcription by RNA polymerase II. Gene Ontology annotation, molecular function: DNA-binding transcription factor activity; RNA polymerase II cis-regulatory region sequence-specific DNA binding.
AUGGGAGUACAUGCAAACGAGAAGCCAUACAGCUGUGAGAUUUGCAAUAAGGAGUCAUCAUCCAAAAGCAAUCUAGCAAUGCAUGACAUGACAUACAAAUUGAAAAUCCACCCAGUUAAACCUUUGAUAUCUGCAAUUGGCCUCCGAAAAACUAGUCUAGUAAAACAUAUGAUAGUACAAAGAAGUAAUACAACUGUGAUAUUUGCCUUCUCAUCAUCCAAACGUAAUCUAACAAUGCACAUUGGAAGACAUACAAAUGAGAAGCCAUUUAGCUGUGAGGUUUGUCAUAAGAUCUUCUUAUCAAAACACUUCAGGCAAAACACAAGCAAGUACAUGCCAAGUAGAAGCAUUUGCAUUAAGGCUGAAAUUGUUCUAGUACAGCAUUUGCAAUUACAUGAAAAGAAGAAGCUAUACAGUUGUGAAGAUAACAACAAACCCUUCACACAAAAAUGCAUCUAA